UCUAUAACCUCGUCUUCUGUUUUUGUUUUGCUAAGCUCAUCAUUUGUUUGAUUUCUGUGGUUGUUUUGGGUCAUUGGGUUCGUUUGAUUUCUGAUCCGGUGCUUCUGAUUCCUUCAGUGAUCAGGAAGAUCUAUUUGUGUUUGAGCGGAAUUGAAUGGUCGUUUUCUGUGCUUGAUUGAUUUGGAGACUAAAUGGCGUUGGUUACUACCGCCGAAGUUUGUGAUGCGAACCCACAACUCAUAGUGAGCGGCGAGCUCCGUGCCCUUCAGCCAGUUUUCCAGAUAUAUGGUCGGCGCCAGGUCUUCUCAGGACCAGUAGUCACCCUCAAAGUAUUCGAAGACAAUGUCUUAAUACGGGAAUUCCUCGAAGAGAAGGGAAAUGGUCGAGUGCUUGUAGUGGACGGAGGUGGGAGCUUGAGAUGCGCGAUUCUCGGGGGCAAUCCCGUUGUCCAAGCCCAAAACAACGGAUGGGCAGGUAUUGUUGUGAAUGGUUGCAUAAGAGAUGUUGAUGAGAUCAAUGGCUGCGAUAUCGGGGUCAGGGCUUUGGCUUCUCACCCGAUGAAAGCCAACAAGAAAGGGAUCGGGGAGAAACACGUGCCCAUAAACAUCGCAGGGACUAGGAUCUGCGACGGUGAAUGGCUUUACGCUGACACGGACGGGAUCCUCGUCUCUCGAACCGAGCUCUCGGUCUGAAAAUGUUGCUGUCUGUUUGUCCCUUUCACUGUAAGAUCAUGUCAUAAGAGCUUGGAUAUGUUUUUUCCAAACAAAAUGAUGAACCUAGAGAUGCGUCUCAUCUCAUGUAUUACGGAUCUUUGGGAAUGUAUUUUUUUUUUCGUUUUCGGUAAUGUCAAAACUUCUGUUUGAUAGAAUUAAUCUGGAGCUAUAUAUAUACACAA
Molecule: messenger RNA, 895 nt
Organism: Tarenaya hassleriana
Lineage: Eukaryota; Viridiplantae; Streptophyta; Magnoliopsida; Brassicales; Cleomaceae
Product: putative 4-hydroxy-4-methyl-2-oxoglutarate aldolase 2
Exons: 2
Coding region: 192-692 (166 amino acids)
Biological process (GO): regulation of RNA metabolic process
Molecular function (GO): ribonuclease inhibitor activity
Source: RefSeq, a predicted model, not a curated record